Molecule: messenger RNA, 927 nt
Organism: Vanrija pseudolonga
Lineage: Eukaryota; Fungi; Basidiomycota; Tremellomycetes; Trichosporonales; Trichosporonaceae
Exons: 1
Coding region: 1-927 (308 amino acids)
Source: RefSeq, a predicted model, not a curated record
AUGCUCGAUUACAAGUACUACCCGUACAUCUUCGACAACAUCAUCAGCUACCUCGACCCCAAGGGGCUGCAGGCCAUGCGCCCCACGUCCAGGGCUGUCAACAACACGGUCUACAGCAUCUACCGGCACGUUCUGGUCCAACCGGACGCGCCGCUCAGCGACCGCAUGUUCGUCCGUGACCCCCAAGACCAUCGCCUACUUCUCGUCCUCGACAAGAAGAUCCCGCACUCCCGUCGUCUCCGUGGAAGCGACAACCAACACAAACCGUCGUUCCGGGAGGCCAUGGACCGCCUCACCGAGCAUACACGCAUUUUCGACUUUGCCUGUCCCAUGCAGCGACCUACAACCGCACAGCGCUCCAGGCUCGUCCUCAAGCCGCUUAUUGAAAGUGCGAGAGUUUCGCGACAGCUCUGUUUGGUCCCUGCUUCGGUGGUGCAAUCCAGCCCUCGGCACCACUGCUCAAUCGUGGCCACCUUUGGCGGGUGGGUUCCUGAAACUGGACCGGUGUACGACGCAACCACCGUCUACACCCUCGGCAUUCCUGUCCCUAGUCAGGACGUGUUGAUUGUCAUCGAAGCCGGGAGGCGUGAAUCAACCUCAUCAGGGGAGGAUCACCUCACCGAGGAGGUCCUUGACGGCCUCUGCCAACACCUCGAGAGGAAGCUCUACGAUAUCUACUUCCUCGGUCCCCAGUGGAGAAGCGUCACAUUCAUUGAGAUCGAGAAGCCCGAUCUCCAGCCCCUCAACAUUGAUUGGGAGCGAACGAUCACCCGGCUUCAAAGUUGGUGGAGCACCCAUGGCCAUACACACACCUUCUCGCACAAGUCGUCCACCGACUUCCAGCAUGAGUACGGUCUCAACGACGUCCAGUUUGGAAUGUUGACCACUGUUCCCAACUGGAAGGAAUUGGCUCAGCCUGGCCGGUAG